Messenger RNA from Sinocyclocheilus anshuiensis, 1347 nucleotides. Its product is annotated as pleckstrin homology domain-containing family S member 1-like. Lineage: Eukaryota; Metazoa; Chordata; Actinopteri; Cypriniformes; Cyprinidae. The transcript has 13 exons. Bases 114 to 1250 code for a protein of 378 amino acids. The record is from RefSeq and is a predicted model, not a curated record.
ACCUUUAGCUUCCUCCUAAAUUGCCAUCAAAACAUACACCUUGUGAGAGCUGAAUAACUUUUCAGAGGACAUUAUUUUUACCGUGACACAAGGAUUAAAGCAACAACAUCAGGAUGUCCAACAAAAAGAAACCAACAGCAACUUCAACAUUUUACAGUGAACCAGCGAUAGUGGAGGAACUGUACACUGGAUACCUGCUCAAGUCCCCCGCUCAACCAGCCCUAACUAAAAGCAUUAAAUCAUGGAAGCGUCGUUUCUUUGUGCUCUCCAAAACGGGUGAAGACUACCAGCUGACAUAUCAUGCAAACAACGAAACAAAAGAGAUAGACCUUUCUAAGAUCAGCCUGCUGCGUAUUGGCCCUGAGGCACAUCAGAAGUGGGACUGGAUCCAGAAAAACUUCAAGUGUUCUCUGUCCUCUGUGCUGUUCUUGAAGGUGGACGACGACACACCAAAACACUCUAGAGACUAUUUCCUAAUUGGAGAAAACAGUGAUGAUGUGGAUGGUUGGCUCAAUGCCUUAGUCAAGGUAAUGAAGACCCAGAAAUCACAAAAUACCCUUCAGGAAAACAGAUUUAGAUCAGCAUCUGAACCUGUGAAGAGUUCGGAACCAAAGGUUGAGGAUCAGCCUGAUGACAGACGGUCAGCACCUGAAUUAAUGUUAACUUACCCGUCACCGUACAGCCAUUAUGACUAUCCUCGCAAACUCAGCGAACCUCCAGUACCAGUAGCACUCAAGAUUCCAGUUAUUGAACAUAAAGAUGAGAAGGAUGAGAUGCAGGAUGAAUCUGCAGAGGACAGCAAUGAAUACAUGCGCAUGGCAUCAUUGCAAAGAGCUUUGGAAGUUGACCAAGAGGAGGCAGACACUACAUGCAUGCAGAAAAACGCUUCCAUUAAUGGUCACGAGUCCUCUGUGUGCAAUGGUGCAGUCAACCAGUAUGAGGACGAUGAAAAUAAAUGUGAAACACACACACAUGUUGAGAAGGAGAUCUGCGUUAGUCAAAAUGAUCUGAAAAACAGUCUGAUCUUGACUCAGGCAGAGGGCAAACCCUGUGUCUCUGACUGUCGGAUGGUUCAGGACUCGUGUCUCUUCCAUAAGGGGGAUCAGAUUCUGGCCUUCAAUGACCUGCUUAUAGACACAGUAGAAGAGAUACAGAUGUACUUAAGAAGACUAGGCAAGGAUGAGGUAAAACUCACUAUUCGGCGGCUUAUAGGAUCCCAGCCUCUGCACUCUGAACCCUGUCCAACAUAACGGGGACAUGAAACAAAAUCGCAUGUGAAUUCAGCAGCAUCAAGAUAUUAGAAAUACAGGUGGAAAACAAGGUGUUAAUGAAGAACAGAAGAGGCAG